UCUGUCGUCACCUUCCACAGGGCAUCUUUUCAAAGAUCUAAAUCUCUGGGUUUCACUUUCCCUCAAAGAACAACCUUUCUUCAAUCUGAUUUAUCAUCGCAAACUUGUUGUUCUUUGAGUUUUGUCGAUGGAAAUCGAAUCUGAAACCAUUAAUAAUGCUGAUGAUUUAGGACCAUUUGCUCGUGCAUGGCAAUGGUUCAAGGGCUUGCCUGAGAUGUUGUGGACUCAGGUAGUUGACGUGGCCACCAAGGCAAAGAAACUUGGGAAAGAUGAUCCCAGAAGAAUAGUUCAUUCAUUUAAAGUAGGACUUACCAUAACUUUGGUGUCCUUGUUCUACUACUGUGACCCUCUCUAUGAUGGUUUUGGUGUCUCUGCAAUGUGGGCUGUUCUUACUGUUGUUGUUGUCUUUGACUUCUCUGUGGGUGCAACACUUGGAAGGGGUGUAAAUAGGGGUUUUGCAACACUGCUUGCUGGUACUCUUGGCGUUGGAGCUCAUCGAAUUGCUAGUUUUUCUGGAGAAAUAUGUGAGCCCAUACUACUUGGGCUUUUCGUCUUCAUACUAGCUGCAGUAGUGACAUUCAUAAGAUUUUUUCCAAGAAUGAAAGCAAGAUACGAUUAUGGGCUGCUGAUAUUUAUAUUAACAUUCUGUUUAAUAUCAGUAUCUGGUUAUAGAGAUGAUGAGGUGUUAGAGAUGGCCCACAGGAGGCUAUCCACCAUACUCAUCGGUGGUGCCAGCGUUGUGAUUGUAUGUGUAUGCAUUUGUCCAGUGUGGGCUGGUGAUGAUCUUCACAAUUUGGUUGCUUCUAACUUGGAAAAGCUUGGGACCUUCCUUGAAGGAUUUGGAAGUGAAUACUUCAAAAAGCAGAGCAAUGGAGAAUCCAAGGAUGACAAAGCACUUCUGCAGGGAUAUAAAAGUGUUUUGAAUUCAAAAAGCACUGAAGAAUCCUGGGCUAAUUUUGCAAAAUGGGAGCCGAGGCAUGGCAAAUUCAAGUACAGACAUCCAUGGGAGAAAUACCUGAGAAUAGGAUCUUUGACAAGGCAAUGUGCCUGCCGUAUUGAUGCUCUCAACACCUACCUUGAUUCUGAUCUCAAGGCAUGUCCAGAGAUGCAAGCAAAAAUUGAAGAGUCCAGCACAAAGUUGAGCACAGAGUGUAGCUAUGCUUUAAAGGAAUUAGCCCUAUCAGUCAAAACAAUGACCAUGCCAUCCACUGCCAAUUCCCACAUGGCAAACUCAAAAAUUAUUGCAAAAACCCUCAAAUCCUUGCUCGAAACAGGCUCAUGGCGGGGCGCUGACCUUCUACAUAUCAUCCCCGCUGCCACUGUAGCUUCGCUGCUCAUUGAUGUUGCUACUUGCACUGAGAAAAUUGCUGAAUCUGUUAAUGAACUCGCUUCUCUAGCGAAAUUCAAUAGUGUUGACGAUGUAGUAACGAAGGAACCACCCCCAUUGACUAGCAAAGAAAUGUUGCGGCCGUGUUCGAGUAUAGAAGAACCACCCCAUCAUGUUGUUACAAUUCAAAGCCCAGGAGAAUGAAAUAGUGAAUACCAAAUAGUUCUUAGCCAAUAUGUAAUGCUCAAGUUGUACAUUUCAUUUUCAAUUGUACAACAUGGAGUAAUAGGGAAAUUGAGUUUCAACUUA
Molecule: messenger RNA, 1636 nt
Organism: Camellia sinensis
Lineage: Eukaryota; Viridiplantae; Streptophyta; Magnoliopsida; Ericales; Theaceae
Product: aluminum-activated malate transporter 2
Biological process (GO): malate transport
Source: RefSeq, a predicted model, not a curated record